UUUGUUUUAAAAGGCUUUAACUUUGUAUUUUGUGAACAUGGCUGAAUGCAUUUUUUCAAUAAUGAGUUUUGUCAGUUUAAUUUGUUAAAAACAAUCCAACGUCAAGAGUUUCCUUUUAAUGGCUGCCUCAUUUGUAAGAGAAGAAUUGAAUUUAGUCCUUGUGGGGUUUACGGGAGGCGGUAAAACCAGUACAGCUAAUACUAUCCUAGGCAAGAAAGAAUUUGUAGUAUCACCCACGUCAAAGGUGGCCAGCGCCCAAGGUCAUAGGAUAGGCAUUGAUUUCAACAUAAUAGACACACCAGGUAUAGUGACCACAAAGGAUAUAGAACAGUUUCAUCAAAAUAUCACAACCCGGGAUGGAAUUAAGAUUUGCUUUCUAGUGGUUAUUAAACUAAAACGCUUUACUAACGAAGAGAGUUUUGCCCUCAGUGAAAUGUUACGGAGAAACCCAACAAUGCUCGGAAGAACUGUGGUCAUCUUCACAAAUCUUGGAGAAAUCGAGGACAAAGACACCGUUGUUGAAAGAGCCAUUGACCGCUUUUUGAAAAGAAAUUAUACACUACUUUCUUUUCUGAAAAGGUACAGUCUCUCAUAUGUGGGACUAGAGAACAAAUUUGCUAGCGAAAACGACAAAGAUAAAAGAGUAAAAGUCAUUUUAGAGGCGGUGAAAAAGUACGCAGAUGUCUUGGAAGAAAGCAAUGGGAAGACCAAUACUAAACACGACAGUCAUCCAAAAUCUGAACAAAAUGUCAUCAACAGCGCAAGGUCAGAGGAGGAGGAGAAAGUCUCUAUAGAAGCAAAGGAGCAUCUUAAGGAGAAUGAGAGUCACCAUGGUGACAUGUCAAUAGAUGAUCACGUGGCCAGAAUUGUCCAACAGAAACUAGACAGUGUGUUACCGAUUUUGAAGAAAGAGAUUAGAGAGGAACUUGAAAACCACCUACGAGAUGAAAUACUACCCUCAAUUCGAGAAGAAAUUAAAAGUGAAAUUUUGCAAAAAAGAAUAUCCAAAAAAUGAUUUGAAUUUUUAAAUUGGAUGCCUAAAUAUAUUGCAGUGGUUAUCUGAAUGAUAAUGUUGGAAGUCAAAAAGUAGCUCAUAUAUAGAGAGAAAAAUACAUGCAACUGUGGCAAUGAGUCAUAUUUACAUCCUCAUCAGAGUAUCAAUUAAAACACAUUUUCUUGUUAAAUACUCGUAUAUGGUUAAAAAGGCUUCUUUGUGUUUUCUCUGAAUUGCACAAAAUAAAAUGCGUGAAAAUUGUGUCUUUCCAUGAAUUUCAGUUGAAAGGCGAUAAAAAAAAUGUCUUCAUAUUUAUAGCUGUUUAUUUAUAUCGAUGUUCCCAGAUGUUCAUGUCCAAAAAUAGAGACAUACGUUUGGUUAUUUGUUCAUUGUAAUAUGUUAUGCAACAUGGACGACAAGUCCUUUGUUUAUUAGGGGUGAAGAAAAUUACGUUCUAAAUAAAUUUCAUAAUAACCAAGUAGAUUGCAACAGAGCUAUUGUACGACUCCAUGUCCAUUUAGUAAAAAAUAUACGGUAGUUACUAACUUUCUAGGUACAUUAAUUAUAUUUACCAAAAA
This is a messenger RNA of Saccostrea cuccullata (small rock oyster), 1572 nucleotides long. RefSeq lists its product as uncharacterized. The record is from RefSeq and is a predicted model, not a curated record. Gene Ontology annotation, molecular function: GTP binding. The transcript has 2 exons. Lineage: Eukaryota; Metazoa; Mollusca; Bivalvia; Ostreida; Ostreidae. Bases 119 to 1015 code for a protein of 298 amino acids.